Rotaria sordida is the source of this 2293-nucleotide messenger RNA. NCBI's taxonomy places the organism in Eukaryota, Metazoa, Rotifera, Eurotatoria, Philodinida, Philodinidae. The record is from the annotation of a GenBank genome assembly.
UUUAACUUUUGAUAAAAGACUAAAAUAGAUAAAUUAAGAACAAAAAAAUGAAAACUUUGAUUUUCUUUUACCGAGCACAUGAUGGAAAAUUUUCUGAUAAUUCAAUUAAUGUAUUAAAUGUUUCUUCAGAUGUUUUUUUCACUUAAUGCACGAUAUGCACAUUGUAAACUAAGAUCUUGCAUUUGCCAUGCUUUAAGUGGUGUCAUUAGAUUUGAAUUAUCAAGAAGAUAUGUACAAAAAUCAUUUAAUUCACUUUAUUUAUCAGGAUAAAGUUCUUUAAAGAAAUAGAAAAAAAAACAAAAGAGAUUUAAUACAAAAAAAGAAAAUUUAAUAUCAUUUAAAAACCGUUAAGUUUAGGAAAAACAAAAUCAUGAAUUUGUUCUUCUUGUUUUUCAUCACCGGAUUUUGAUGAUGUUUCAUUCAAUUGAUCAUCACGAAUCUAAAAUUUUCAUUGACAAACUUGAUAGAAAAAAAAAUACUUUUCUACAUUCAAAGAACUUUGAACACAGAUUUUUCUAUUAAAUUAAAAAUUUCAAUUUCGAACCAAUUUCAAGAUUACAAUAGGAACUCCAUUCUUGACUUAUGAUUAUUUUUUAUUUUAUAUGAAUAUAUAAGAAGUUUUGUUUUCAUUUACUUUUUCUGAAUUUCGAAGAAAAAUUCUCAAUUAAUUAUCUACUGCAAAGAAAAGUACCACAAAUCAAAAUAUAAAGCACCCACUUUGGAAUCAUCAGUGGUUUUAUAUUCAGUACUUUUAAUUUAUAAUUCAACACCAUAAUCGGCUAAAUGAACUUUUCGUUGAUUAUCAAUCGAUGGCUACAAAAAAACCAUAAUCAAUUUCUCAAAAAAUGUUCUUCUAUUAUUAUUAUUAUUAAAUAACUUACUUUACUAUUAUGCCGAAGUACAUAAUCAAUUUUGUGAAACACGAUCUAAAAGAGAGUGUUGAAGUGUAUAGGGUAAACAAUGCCGCCCCGCCGCCCUCCCCACUGCAGGAAAAACCCUUUUUUGCCAAUUCCAGAAAUUGGUACUGCGUCACAAAAUCUCUGCCAAUUAAUAAAUUUUGUGGAACUGACAUAGAAAAAUGUGAGUGUAAGUUUUAAGGCAAAGUUUUUCAGCUCCUCCCGACCGCACCCCUCCCCCCCCCCCCCCUCUUACAAACAGGCUCCCAUUACAGACAGUUACCGUUGGUUACCAAUAGGCACCAUAUCAAAAUUGGUUACUACUUGAAGUUUUUUUAAAGCCUUCACCCCCAUUACAGAUAGUUGCCACUAAUUGCGAAUAGACGCCAGAUCAACAUUAGUUAAUAGUCGAACUUUUCAAGCUCCUUUCGUUACAAAUAGACUACCAAUUAUAUAUAGCUACUCUUAGUGACAAACAGUUAGAAUAUGUGAGUUCCACAUUUUAGCCCCAAAGGGCUGCGCUGAAAAACUUUUGUUUUUUAAUUGGCACAAUGUCACAUGACUUUCUGCCAAUUGACUGACACUACCAAUUGAACUUCCUAAGUUAACUUUGGAAAAUGUUUUCGAAUGUAACUUAAAGAUAAUUUUGUUAUUUUCUUAAUGGUUUAUAGCUUAUCGCUUCUUCAAAAUCCAGAAUGCAGUCAAAUGAGACAUUAUUUUAAAAAAAAAUAAUACUUGUCCACUGUAAAUAUACAUCAUUUUUUUAAUAAGAAAAAAUUAGUUUAAAGAGAGAGUCUGGGUGAGAUGUCUGUGACACAUUGCCAAUUAGCUGAAUGUUAUUGGUAGAAGAGGAAUUGGCAGAGUGAUAUAGAUCCCUCCUGCAGACCGUGACCGACAUCUUAAUUAAUUAAUUAAUUAGCGUCUAAUUAAUUAAUUACCCAUCACAGACUGUGAACGACAUAGUUCAAAGACUGUCAUAGACCGUGACAGACAACUUUGUGAAUAACAUCUAGACUAUGAUCGGCAGUCUCACAGACCAGACCAUAAUAGACAUAGAUCUAAACUAUUUCCAUGCCAUCAGACACAAUAACUAUAUCGUGUUUCACAUUUUAAUCCCGUAGGUAUUGCGCUAACAGCUUUUCUUAAUUAUUUCAAAUAAUAUUCUUUUAUCCUUUUUUUUAUUUUUUUAAAGUUUUAUCAUUGGUUCACCUACACAAAAAAAAUUUAGUUUUGCCAAUGGUUCAAAUAGACAUGGUUUGCAACAUGUACCAGCUAUUAUUGGUCGUCCUAUAUCAGAAUAUUUAAGUGAUUUUAAAUAUCAUUCAAUUGAUUUAACAUGUUUUGAUUUUCAAAGUAUUAUUAAUAAUACUCCAAUAUUUGAACCAAUGGUUGUUUAG